CGAGGCGCGGGCAGAGGGUUGUUGGUGAGGGCUGGGAAGCUGCGGAGUAGGGGCACAUCCGCGGCCGUGGAAGGGGCUGGAUCAGGUCACGCGACACCAACUGCGGUGUGAGGUGCCGUAGCAGCCCGGGACAGCGCCCAGCCUGGGAGCAUGCUGCGGGAGGAGGAGUGAAGAGUCAUGGCCGCGCCGCCGCAUCAUUUCUCCCCUCUCACCAGGAGUUUCUCUCUUGACGGCGGAGGCCAGACUCCGCGAGGGAACAUGCAGCCGUUUCCCGGCGAUCAAAUACAGUUACCCAGGAAUAUGAUUGAAAACAGCAUGUUUGAAGAAGAGCCUGACGUUGUUGACUUGGCAAAAGAGCCUUGUUUACAUCCCCUGGAGCCUGAUGAAGUGGAAUAUGAGCCGAGGAGCUCACGGCUCUUGGUUCGUGGCCUUGGAGAGCAUGAAAUGGAUGAUGAUGAAGAGGAUUAUGAGUCAUCAGCAAAAUUGCUGGGGAUGUCCUUCAUGAACAGAAGCUCCAGUCUCCGGAACAACAUGUCUGUCUAUCGACAAAGUUCAAAUGGAUCAUGUUCACUGCCCUCUGCAAGGACCAUGGUGGUUUGCACAGUUACUCUUGUGAUUGCAGCCGCAUUAAUAAUGGUGAUAUAUCUUCUUCCAAAAUGUACCUUUACCAAAGAAGGUUGCCAUAAAAAAAAUCAUACAAUUGAACUAAUAUACCCCUUGGCAACCAAUGGGAAAAUAUUUCCAUGGGCAAAAGUUAGACUUCCUUCUGAUGUUGUACCACUGCAUUAUGAUCUUGUCUUGCAACCAAACCUAACUACUCUGAAAUUUUCAGGCUCUGUAAAGAUAGUGGUUAAUAUCAUCCAUGUAACUUGGAAGAUUGUACUUCACAGUUCAGGGCUUAAUAUCACCAAGGCAACUAUUACUUCAGCAGGAGGGCAUCAAGAAAAGCCAGCUGAAUUCCUGGAAUAUCCACUGCAUGACCAGAUUGCAGUCAUGGCUCCUGAGGCUCUCCUUGUAGGACAGAAUUAUACUGUCAACAUAGCAUAUUCAUCUAAUUUAUCAGAUACUUACUAUGGCUUUUAUAAAAUUUCUUACAAGGAUGAGAAUUCCAAGCAAAGGUGGUUUGCAGCAACUCAGUUUGAACCUGUGGCAGCAAGGUCUGCUUUUCCGUGCUUUGAUGAACCAGCAUUUAAAGCUACUUUUUUAAUCAAGAUCAAGAGAGAUGAGAAACUUUCCACUCUGUCAAAUAUGCCAAAGAAAGCCACUACUCCUGUGACAAAUGGAAUUGUUCAAGAUGAAUUUUUUGUGAGUUUGAAGAUGAGCACCUACCUAUUAGCCUUUGUUGUUGCAGACUUGAAAAACAUCAGUAGGGAAACUAAUGGGAGUCUGGUAUCUGUCUAUGCUAUACCACAGCAUCUAAACCAAGUUGAAUAUGCCCUAAACACAUCAGUGAAACUUCUGGCAUUUUAUCAAAACUACUUUUUAAUAAACUACCCUCUUGAAAAAUUAGAUUUGGUAGCAAUUCCUGAUUUUCAGUCUGGUGCAAUGGAAAACUGGGGCUUGAUCACCUUCCGAGAAUCAGCACUCUUGUUUGACAGUCAUACUUCUUCAGCAAGGGAUAAAAAGUCAAUAACCGCAGUGAUAGCACAUGAGCUUGCCCAUCAGUGGUUUGGCAAUCUGGUAACUAUGGAAUGGUGGAAUGAUCUCUGGCUGAAUGAGGGAUUUGCCACUUUCAUGGAGUACUUUGCCAUGGAAGAGAUUUUUCCAGAAUUACAUUCAGAUGAAGAUUUCCUUAAUUUGAUUUUCAAGGCUAUGAUGAAGGAUUCAUUGAAUUCUUCACAUCCAGUCUCCUCUGCUGUUCAGUCUUCAGAGCAAAUUGAAGAAAUGUUUGAUGCACUUUCUUAUAUCAAGGGCGCUUCACUUCUUUCAAUGCUGAAGCACUAUCUCACUAAGGAUGUUUUCCAAGCUGGAAUUGAGGUAUACUUGCAUAAUCACAAAUAUGGAUGUGCCCAGAGUGAUGACUUGUGGGACAGCAUGAAUGAGAUUACCAAUGGAACACUAGAUGUGAAAAAGUUGAUGAAAACUUGGAUUGUGCAGAAAGGAUUUCCUUUAGUCACUGUUGUCCGAAAGGGAAAGAUUAUUUCUGUAAAACAAGAGAAAUAUUUGUACCUCGUGGAACCAGAAAACUGGACAUCAGAUGCAAGUUAUCUGUGGCAUAUUCCUCUCACCUACAUAACUAGCAGCUGCAACUUUACCCAUUGUACUAAUGCAUACUUAUUGGACCAGAAGUCAGCUAUCAUUGAACUUCCAGAAGAGGUGGAAUGGAUAAAAUUCAAUGUGGACAUGAAUGGCUAUUACAUAGUACAUUAUGGUGAAGACUGGAAAACACUGAUUGAUCUUUUGAAAAAAAACCAUACUGCUUUGAGUCCUAAAGACAGAGCCAAUUUAAUCAACAAUAUCUUCAACCUUGCAGGUCUAGGAAAAGAGUCUCUGGAAAAGGCCUUUGAUCUGAUUGAUUACCUUAACAAAGAGAGCAGCACUGCACCACUCACUCAAGCUUUGUUUCAGCUGAGUCUUAUAUACAACCUUUUAGAGAAAAAGGGUGAACAACAACUGGCAGCACGCCUCAUGCACAGAGUAGAGCGCCUGCUUGGAGAUAAAAUUGAUCAACAGAGUUGGACAGAUGAUGGGGCCUUGUCUCAACGAGAGCUCCGGUCAACGCUGCUAGCUUUUGCCUGCACCCAUGAUAUAAGAAACUGUAGAACAACUGCCACUGAAAUGUUUGAGAAGUGGGUGAAUUCUAAUGGAACAAUGAGUUUGCCUAGUGAUGUUAUGAAAGCCAUAUUUACAGCUGGAGCCAAAUCUAAUGAUGGCUGGGACUUCCUCCUAAAGAUGUACUUCUCUUCAGUUUCUGAAGCAGAGAAAAGUAAAAUGAUUGAAGCCUUGGCCAGCACAGAAGAUGUCAGAAAGCUACUUUGGUUAAUGCAGAACAGCCUUGAAGGAGAAGUCAUCAGGACACAGGAGCUUUCACACAUCAUAGCAACUGUUAGCCAGAGUUUACCUGGAUAUUUGUUGGCUUGGGACUUUGUCAAAGAGAACUGGGAAAAGCUUACACGAAAGUUUCACCUAGGCUCAUACACUAUCCAGAAUAUCAUUAGCUGGUCGACUUCUCAGUUUGCAACAAAGGCACACCUGAUUGAGGUGAAGUCAUUUUUUGAGUCAAAAUCGGAGCAGAGUUCUCAAUUGCAUUCUGUGAAAGAGGCAAUUGACACAAUUCAGCUUAACAUCCAGUGGAUGGAGAGGAACUUAGCAAUGCUACAAGAACUACUGUAGUAUGUCAUGCUGUGGUGUCAGCCUUUUGAAGCUCUAUGGGCAGUUGCUGUAUUUCUUUUGCAAAAGCUGGGGUUAAACCAGGCAUCACUGCAACAUUGCACUAUUAAAGAGUCUAGAUAGCUCAGGGCAUGCCUCAGAUCUUUAUUUUCCUUGGAACAUUAAUGAGCAAGAUGUAUUUAUUCUGAAACUGUUUCCAUCUAUAGACCAAAUAUCUGCACAAAUGAUUUAAUAUAAUUUUAUAUUUGAAACAUAUGCUCUUUCAUUUGGAGCUGUGUUGUGCUUCCUUAGCAGUGGGUUAAUAUUGACAGAAAGAAGGAAUGAGUUACCAUGAACUGCUAUUUCUUUGCAGACUGCUUCUUGAGCAGUAGAUUUUUAUAAUGUAAAACUGUAGGUGGUUUCCACAUUUGUACAUAGAAGCUGUUAUCAAACAAAAUCAUACUUCAGAUGCAUAAGUAAUAGUGGAUCUUAUAAAGUACACCAGUUUGAGGUGAAAUUAAAUAAGGUUCUGAUUUAAGUUUGGAUUUUUUAUUUUCACACAGUAGUCUUCAGGAAAUAAUAAUAUCUCAUGCUGGUAGUAUACACUUUAGUGUAUGAAGUGGCUGGGCAGUAGUGUGGAAAAGAAAAGCCAGAUAGCAAAACCAACUGUUACAAGAGAUGGGAUUUCCAGAAAUGCUGAUGUGACUUUGGAACUUUUACUCUGAAUUUAUUAGACAUUUUUGAGAAUCUCAUCCUGAAUCAUUGAACUUUAACUGCAACUGCACAAAACUGCAUUUCUCCAGGUUGGUUCACCUGUUAGAAUGUCUACUGUUUUGUGCCCUUUUGACUACUGAUUCUUAGUUUCACCAUUUGUUCCAGAGGGUCCGCAAUUAAUAGCUAUGUCAGCCAGUUUGUUUUGUAAACUUUUGUUUUUAAAUUGCCUAAUAACUCACAUAUCACAGUAUACUUUGUGAACUUCGCUCACUCUUUCUGACAUCACCUUUAGGAAAUCUUCCAUUUAGUGAUUUGUUCUACUGUUGUGAAAAACCUUUUGAGACAAAUCUCCAAAGUCUUUUAAAGAAAAUGAUCCAAAACACGAAUGUGCUACAUUAAAAAGGUGAAAUACCUACUGUGCAAUCUUAUCUGUGUCAAAAUCAGUGAAAAAGGCAUUUUUGAGGUAUAACAUAUACAACACAUGCAAGUGUAAACAUACCUUUUUAUCUGGAGAUUUGUUCUUACUUAUUUCAUUACCAAUACACCUUUUGUGGAUUCAUGCAAGCAGAUUCAGAAGUGUUACUGUCUUAUCAUUGUCCAGUUAUGUGGCCAGUUAUAAACUACAAUGAAAGCACUAACAAUCAGAAGUUGUACUAUUUUAAUUAAGCUAAUUUAAGCUACAUUAAAUUCUGAAGGACAUAAUAGUUUGAAUUAAAGUUAAAUUAAUGGACUUAAAAAUUUAUCACAGGGGAACUUAAAUUGAAUGCUUUAGUUAAUGAAACCGCAGCAUUGUUUGUUAAUUUGGUUAGCAAAAAUUGUAAGCAAUGAUAGUUUAGGCAUUAACAUACUUCUCCCAUUUUUUCCUGAAUAUCUGUGAAAAAACCUGGAAAAGAAAUGCCUAUUUUUUUCAGCUCACAUUAGAAUUACGGAUGUCAUUUUUUAACCUUGAAAUUACCUGAAAUAAUGUUAGAUCUUAAUAGCGUGUAGAGACUUGUUUGCUUAAAAGGCCCAGAAAUGAGUGAUUUUUACAGGCACCGAAGAAGGAACUGGCAGUAUGAACACUGAAAAUAAAUGGUACUUCCUUGUAAAUUAUGGAAUUAGAACUGUAAUUAAGUAUGUUCUGGGAAUUUUUGUACUGCCAUGUGUUACAGCUUCGUGUCCUUGUUUAUUCAAAAUCUUUGGAAUCUCUACAGAAUCAUGAGUUCCAUCUUUGCAUAUUUGUAUAUAAAUGUCAUCUCUCUUUCUAAUCAUGUCUUCAUUUUAAAUGAGAAGUCAGUAGUAAACUUUAAUUUUUCUCUCUCUUCUAUUCCCUCACAAGUAUUUUACCUCAUUCCUAACUGCAGUACUGAGGCAUACAAAAUUCAAAAUGGAAACUGUGGAAGAUCUCAUCUUCUAUCCUGAUUUUGUUGUGGGGAUUUAAAAAUAUUAUUUUGCUCAAAUGCGUUAAUGACAGUUAUUAAAGCUGAGUUUUGGACAACAGUCUUUGCCAAGAAACUCUGGAAAGUUGGGGAAGUUGUGGAGGCAUUGUUGAAUAAUGUUUCAAUUUACUGUUUGUAUAUGCAUACUUUUGGUAUGUCAGGUAUAGAGAUUUUAACAAGUCUUUUUUGGCAUGGAGUCUCUGACCCUAUUAAAAACUGUGCUGGAGUCCUUCCAUGAGAAA
Melopsittacus undulatus (budgerigar) is the source of this 5683-nucleotide messenger RNA. RefSeq names its product leucyl and cystinyl aminopeptidase. Lineage: Eukaryota; Metazoa; Chordata; Aves; Psittaciformes; Psittaculidae. The transcript has 18 exons. Gene Ontology annotation, biological process: peptide catabolic process; proteolysis; signal transduction. Gene Ontology annotation, cellular component: plasma membrane; cytoplasm. The coding region runs from base 178 to 3333 and encodes 1051 amino acids. Gene Ontology annotation, molecular function: metalloaminopeptidase activity; peptide binding; zinc ion binding. The record is from RefSeq and is a predicted model, not a curated record.